Molecule: messenger RNA, 925 nt
Organism: Dama dama (fallow deer)
Lineage: Eukaryota; Metazoa; Chordata; Mammalia; Artiodactyla; Cervidae
Gene: PRR32
Product: proline rich 32
Exons: 2
Coding region: 38-925 (295 amino acids)
Source: RefSeq, a predicted model, not a curated record
CAUCACCUCAAUAAGGCUUUCCUCAUCAAAUUCCUCCAUGGCUUGCAUUGAAAAUGUCCUUGGAGGGCACGCCCCUUCACCCACAGCAGUAGCGACAGCUGAAAACGGGAACCGGGAGCCGCAGCCCGGCUUGCCCCUCCAGUGCCUGAAGGAUGAUGCGGGGUCCUGGGGCCACCCUCGAGUCCCGCUGAGACCGCCCUUCAAGGUGCUGAGCGAUCUGGCAAGAGAGCGACUGGAGUGCCCCUCGGAGAGAACAGGAUCUUGCAUUCCUGUCGACUGCUCGAGAGCUCUCAAACCCCCAUAUGGGCCACCACCUGCUGUUGCGGAAGAGCCCCUAGCAACAGGAGAAGUAAAUAGCUCUGAGGGGCAGGCAGGCUGGAGGCAGAGGGGGCAAGAUUCUGUUAACAACGUGUCCCAGGAAUUCUCUGGCAGCCCUCCCGCACUGAUGGUGGUGGGGACAAAGGUCAGCAAUGGGGGCACUGAGAGAGGUGGCAGCAAUGCAGGGUUAUAUGUGGCUUUGCCACGGGGUCAAGGAUUCUUUCCAUCCAGGGGCCCUCAAGUAAGAGGCCCUCCACACAUCUCGACCCUUAGAUCGGGGAUAAUGAUGGAGUUGCCUCCAGGAAACACGAAAGUGACGGGAAGGGAGAGGUUGGCUCAUGUGUCUUUCCCACUGGGAGGCCCGCGGCACCCUGUGGAGAACUGGCCAAGGCCUAUGCCCUUGGCCUCCAGCACUGCAGGUUUACCUUGCUGCGCUACUGCUCAUUGCUUCAUUCCUCCUCGACCUCCUAGUUUCAAUCCGUUUCUGGCUAUGCCUAUUGCUUUUGCUCCUCCCCCAAUAUUUGGUCCUCCACUGCCUUCCUGUUUUGCCGAUUUCCCUUCCUGGGGAAUGCCUGCUCCUGCAUCCUCAAACAGAGAGAACAACUGA